This is a messenger RNA of Lactuca saligna, 2556 nucleotides long. The record is from the annotation of a GenBank genome assembly. NCBI's taxonomy places the organism in Eukaryota, Viridiplantae, Streptophyta, Magnoliopsida, Asterales, Asteraceae.
AUGGAUGACAAGUCGAUUGCUCUUAGUGCAGUUAUCCGAGAAGCCAUUGAUUUGGUUCUUCGUGAUGGAAAAUGGAGUGAAGAGGAUGCUUGUGUUUUGGUUCCCGGUGAUAUUAUCAGUAUCAAACUUGGAGACAUUGUUCCUGCUGAUGCCCGUCUUCUAGAAGGCGAUCCUCUGAAGAUUGAUCAGUCUGCACUCACCGGAGAAUCACUUCCGGUGACUAAGAAUCCAGGAGAUGGAGUUUACUCGGGUUCUACAUGUAAACAAGGAGAGAUCGAAGGCAUUGUGAUUGCAACUGGAGUUCAUACUUUUUUCGGGAAAGCAGCUCAUCUUGUUGAAAACACAACUCAUGUUGGACAUUUCCAAAAGGUGUUAACUUCAAUCGGGAAUUUUUGCAUUUGCUCGAUUGUUGUUGGUAUGAUAAUUGAGAUCAUUGUGAUAUAUGGUAUUCACCAAAGGGAAUAUCGUGUUGGAAUUGAUAACCUUCUUGUGCUACUCAUUGGAGGGAUACCGAUUGCUAUGCCUACUGUUCUUUCGGUUACCAUGGCCAUUGGUUCACAUCGCUUGUCUCAACAGGGUGCGAUUACGAAAAGAAUGACUGCAAUCGAAGAAAUGGCGGGAAUGGAUGUGUUGUGUAGCGACAAAACCGGUACAUUGACACUCAACAAGCUUACAGUUGACAAAAAUAUGAUUGAGGUCUUUGCAAAAGGGGUUGAUAAGGAUAUGGUCGUCUUAAUGGCUGCAAGGGCAUCACGGCUAGAGAACCAAGAUGCCAUCGAUGCUGCUAUCGUUGCAAUGCUCGGAGACCCCAAGGAGGCCCGAGCUGGGAUUCAAGAGGUCCAUUUUCUACCGUUUAAUCCAACUGACAAAAGGACAGCGCUUACAUACACAGAUAAAAUCGGUAGAAUGCAUAGAGUGAGCAAAGGUGCACCUGAGCAGAUCCUCAAUCUUGCACAUAACAAAUCAGAAAUCGAAAAAAGAGUACAUUCGAUAAUCGACAAGUUUGCAGAACGUGGUCUUCGAUCCCUUGGAGUUGCUCGUCAGGAAGUACCAGCUGGAAACAAAGAGAGCUCUGGUGGCCCAUGGGAGUUUGUCGGCCUUCUUCCACUCUUUGAUCCACCACGACAUGAUAGUGCUGAAACAAUCCGGCGAGCUUUAGAUCUUGGUGUGAGUGUUAAGAUGAUAACAGGUGAUCAAUUGGCAAUUGGAAAGGAAACUGGAAGAAGGCUAGGAAUGGGGACAAACAUGUACCCAUCUUCAGCUUUGCUGGGUGAUGGUAAAGAUGGUUUUGGAGCUUUACCGAUUGAUGAGCUAAUUGAAAAAGCCGAUGGUUUUGCCGGUGUAUUUCCCGAACAUAAAUAUGAGAUAGUUAGAAGGCUACAAGCUCGAAACCACAUAUGUGGAAUGACAGGUGAUGGUGUGAAUGAUGCACCCGCCUUGAAAAAAGCAGACAUCGGAAUCGCGGUUGCUGAUUCCACUGAUGCUGCCCGUAGUGCUUCCGAUAUUGUUCUAACCGAGCCCGGAUUAAGUGUCAUUAUUAGUGCCGUCUUAACAAGCCGUUCCAUAUUCCAAAGAAUGAAGAAUUACACGAUAUAUGCCGUUUCUAUCACAAUCCGAAUUGUGCUAGGUUUUAUGAUGCUGUGUGUUUUCUGGAAAUUCGAUUUCCCGCCUUUCAUGGUUCUUGUUAUAGCCGUUCUUAACGAUGGCACAAUCAUGACGAUAUCAAAAGAUAGAGUAAAGCCAUCUCCCAUUCCCGACAGUUGGAAGCUCACAGAAAUCUUUGCAACCGGAGUGGUUCUUGGUGCUUACCUAGCCCUAAUGACCGUUAUUUUCUUCUGGAUAGCAUACGAAACUAACUUUUUCCCGAACACAUUUGGUGUGAAGGACUUUAAUUCGCAUCAUCGUGACAUGUCUGUAGAAGCGGAAUCAAAACCCUUAAAUGAGAUGAUGGCGUCAGCCGUUUAUCUUCAAGUUAGCACCAUUAGCCAGGCGUUGAUCUUUGUGACAAGGUCUCGGGGGUGGUCUUUUACUGAGAGACCGGGUUUAUUGCUUGUGAUUGCAUUUGCUAUUGCUCAACUGGUGGCGUCGGUGAUAUCGGCGACUGUGACGUGGAAACUUGCUGGAAUUAGGGAGAUUGGGUGGGGGUGGACUGGGGUGAUCUGGUUGUUCAAUAUAUUGACUUACAUGCUUCUUGAUCCUAUCAAAUUUGCUGUUCAGUAUGGGUUAAGUGGAAGGGCUUGGGGGUUGGUUGUGGAGAAAAGGACGGCCUUCACAACAAAGAAGGACUUCGGGAGGGAAGCUCGUGAGGCGGCUUGGGCAACAGAGCAACGAACGUUGCACGGACUCCAGCCUAUAGAACCAAGAAUGUUUUCUGAGCAAGGAACAUUUCGGGAGAUUAGUCUAAUGGCAGAUGAAGCUAGACGACGAGCUGAAAUUUCAAGGUUGAGAGAACUCCAUACACUAAAGGGCAAGGUUGAGUCUUUUGCGAAGCUAAGAGGAUUAGACAUUGAUGCAAUGAACCAACACUACACAGUUUGAUCAGAGCCUAUUCUACUC